This is a messenger RNA of Exophiala mesophila, 2875 nucleotides long. RefSeq lists its product as uncharacterized. Gene Ontology annotation, cellular component: RNA polymerase II transcription regulator complex. The coding region runs from base 998 to 2671 and encodes 557 amino acids. The transcript has 3 exons. The record is from RefSeq and is a predicted model, not a curated record. NCBI's taxonomy places the organism in Eukaryota, Fungi, Ascomycota, Eurotiomycetes, Chaetothyriales, Herpotrichiellaceae. Gene Ontology annotation, molecular function: transcription cis-regulatory region binding; DNA-binding transcription activator activity, RNA polymerase II-specific.
GGACAGUAGUUGGAAUUGAUUGUGCAUUCGUGGCAUUGCAUUUCUGUUGCAUUUCUGAAAUGAUUUCAUGGAACAAACGACCAUCCUCCGGUGAUAAGAAAAGUGCCAAUGUGCCAUGGCUUAUCUUGGGGCUCGGCGAUCCAGUGACGGCGGCCUGAAGAUGCAAGCGGCGCUGAGAAAUUGCUGAGACUUGAGAACUGAUUGUCGAUCUUCGGUCUUGGGAGCGCCGACCGAGCCGAUGGAGCCCACGCAGACAGGAUACCAGAGCAGAGGAGUGGCUCAGAGAGACACAAACUGACACUUGGCUGGCAAAGGCUAAAGCAUUGUGAGCCGCUGGGACCUCACUGGGCCUUCUGGAGCCACUGGAGCCACUGGAGCACGAGCAGGAGGCGUGAGGGGGCUGUGCAGUGACGGCAGUCUGCAAGUCCACGCCGAGCCGACGUUGUGCCACUGGUUGCAUUACCCGAGCCAAAUUUCUAGGUGCCGGAUAUGCCUGGUUUUGGGUAAGUUUAGGUGGAGGAUUGGGAGACACUCUGUGCAGCCACUCUGCCACUCUGCCACUCUGCCACUGUAGCCCGACUGGUCGUGCCAACUGGGCCAACGACUUGUCCUCUCCAUUCUGCCACACACCGCAGCCGCAGCCGCAGGCACUGGCUCUCCUGCACUCCUGGCGCUCGCACCUCUCCAUUCAGUCCUCCCACUUUUACUCUCCCUUCACUCUGUCAAGGCCGUUUGCCCUGUCCGCUUCUCCUACUUUUCCAACCUUCAUCGUCGCUACCACCUGAUCCUCCUUCCAACCCACCUUUCGUUCUUUACAUCGAUCCCCAUCUCUUCCAUCUACCAUCUCAACAACAACACCAUCACCAUCAAAUCCCAAUCCCUCCGACGUUGAUGACAAUUACAUAGCACGGUCCCUCCAGAUUCAGAUCUCGAUUUAGAGGCUUGGGCCGCCCAGACAGGCAGCCGAACUCCACGCGCUAUCCUUCGCUUCCCGACCAUGAGUCUCAACAUGUCCAACAUCAAUACUUCUUUUGAUGAUUACGAUUCAUUUCUCAAUCUCGAUAACGACUUCACCACUCAAGGAACAUCGCCUUCCAUCAAGACUGGCCGCAUGCAAACUCCUCAAUCCACCUCCGCUACAACCUUUGCCUCAACCUCCACUCCUCAAUCCUUCCCUCAGCCAAGCUUCGAUUACACGAGCCACCAUCAACAGACUGGCUUCACCUCUGGUGCUCUAGCCAACACCAUUGCGGUGAACAAAGCCACUGGUCUGCAAUAUUAUGAAGGCAAUGGUGGCUUUAUCAUGCCCACCGAGACCCUGAAUAUCCCCCUCAGCAACUUGGACGAAUUCGACUUUGCUCGACCUGAUAUGGACUUUGAGACUGACUCUCCUAUGCUAUACACCGAACAAUCCUCUGGACAGACACAAUUUGUUAGCCCCAACACUCUUUUGGCCCACGAGAACGCCAUUCCUCAGCGAAUUUACCCUGGCAUGCAUAGCCAACAAGCCGCCCAAGCAAAGGCACAGCAGGCUCAGAAGCAGCAGAUGGCCCUUCAGCAACCCCCUACCCGACCAGACGGCCAGAAGCCUCUCCCAAGUCCUGUCAAGACCCAGCCUAUCAAAGACCCCUUGGUCGAAGAAAGCAUUUCUAAAGUUUUGAGCCGCAUGCGACAAGCCAGUGUGAGCUCAAGUGACAAGGACAUGGAUACCUCUCUCAAUGGCAUGUCCCACAUGGCUCGUAUCAAGAAAGAUGAAGAAGACAUGGAUGAAGACGAGAGGCUGUUGGCCAGCGAGGAAGGCAAGAAGCUUUCAAGUAAGGAGCGACGUCAGCUUCGCAACAAGGUGUCAGCACGUGCAUUCCGUUCGCGACGCAAGGAAUACAUUGGUCAAUUGGAAGGUGAGGUUGCGACCAAGGUCCAAGAAGCCAGCGAACUUCGACAACAGAACGAACAACUUCGUGAAGAGAACAAUCGUUUGACCGAUCUCACACGAAUGCUUCUAUCCUCCCAAGCCUUUUCAGGCUUCUUGCAAGAACUCAGUCAAUCUGGUCUUCCUGCCAACAGCGGUCAAGCCAGCGGCCAACCCGCCAAGCAGGUCAGAUCACAGUCUCAGACCGCAUCCCAGCCUCAACCUCAACCACGUCACAAGGAUGUCAGUGCUCAUGAUGCCUCCCAGCAGAUGCAUUUCCAGCAGCCUCAGAUCGGUAUGACAUUGGUUCCCGAAGUUCCAGUCGAUCUAUCAGCAAUGCAGACUUCCAACGGAUGGAUGGCAACUGUGCCAACCUCGGACUAUCAAGUCUAUGCUGUUACAGAUCUACCACAAGGCCCAGUCCUCGAUCUGGAGAGCCUCAGGGGCAAACCCACGCCUAGCUGUAACAUGGCUAGCCGGAGCAAAGAUAUUCCCCAGCUUGAUCAGACAAACGAAAGCUUGGCAUCAUCUGUGGACAAGGAAGAGCAGGCAGUGGAUGAUAGUGUUGUUCUCGACCCCGAUUCCUUUGCCUUGUACUUCACGACUCCCGUUAAGGUCACAUCAGAGCUUGAAUCCACACCCCCACCCAAGCUUGUUGCUACGUUAUCAGUAACUGAGCAGAUGGCCGAACUGAAUAAGAUGUGCGCAGUUUUAGAUGAAAGCUGUGCACGCCUCGCUACUCAUAUCAUGCACAUGCAAUGAAGGACGGGGCGGAAGGCAACACGGGCGGUCGAGCUUUACUAGUCGGUCGAGAGGGUUUGUUUGAUUUAUUCUAGGACUUGAAUGUACAUUUUGUUCGAACAUGACCUUAAAAUUCGUACUGCAUUAACCAGACUUGAAAAUGCAUGAGAUGUGAAAAGUGACGUUAGUAAUUGGUUACUAUUUAGUUGUUGUGGUGUACGGUGG